CUCUAAUGAGCAAUUGCUCCUAAAAAGGAGCUUUUAAUUUUGUUAGUUUGUCAAACAACUUGUUGAGUUUAUUAGCUGUUAAUUUAAUUUGGACCUCUACUCAUUUUCAUUAUAUUGUGAUUUAGUGGACUAUAUCGCCAUUAUGCCGAGCACAAGUGAAUCUCGAACCUAUUCAAGGGAAGUUAAACCAAUCACUCAAGUUACAUAUUUUUAUGAGGAAAGCCGUGAGACUGUUGUUAAACCACAAACAGCUACUUCAUCUCCACAACAUGUUGUUAUGGACUCAAAUGCCAAAACAAACGGUGCCAACAAUAACAAUGUAGCUUCCAAUGCAAUUGGAGAAUUGGAUGCUUUAAUGGCCUCUUUAGCCGAUUUCAAGACAACAUCACCAAAACAUACAGUUACUAAGCCUGCCAAACCUCAAGGAGCUUCCAAUGCAAUAGGAGAGUUAGAUGACUUGAUGGCAUCUUUAUCAGAUUUCAAGGUUAAAGAAAAGCCAUCACCUAAUCAUGAAUAUGGUAAACUGCAGCCCAAAACAACAGUAGUUAAAUCUAAGCAAACACAAGUCCAGAGUAAAGCACAAACUUUGGACUCUAUGAUAGGAGAUCUCCAAGUUGAUAUGAGUAAACAUGGUGUUGAUACUACAGCCAAGGGUCAUUGUGCUGCCUGUCAUAAGCCCAUAGUUGGAUUGGUUGUUACUGCUUUAGGAAGAACCUGGCAUCCCGAGCAUUUUACAUGUGUUAAUUGUGGUAUUGAACUAGGGCAAAGAAACUUCUUUGAACGAGAAAAUGAGCCUUACUGUGAAGCUGAUUACCACAAUCUGUUUUCGCCCCGAUGCGCCUACUGUAAUUCAUCGAUUAUUGACAAAUGUGUCACAGCAUUAGACAAAACAUGGCAUCCAGAGCACUUCUUCUGUGCUCAGUGUGGUAAACAAUUUGGCGAAGAAGGUUAUCAUGAAAAGGAUGGCAAACCAUAUUGUAGUGAAGAUUAUUUCGAUCUGUUUGCUCCCAAAUGUGCCGGGUGUAACAGUGCAAUAACAGACAAUUAUAUAUCAGCGUUAAAUUCACAAUGGCAUCCAGAUUGUUUUGUUUGUAGAGAUUGUCGAUGUCCAUUCAUUGGUGGUAGUUUCUUCGACCAUGAAGGUCAACCUUAUUGCGAGACACAUUAUCAUGCCAAAAGAGGAUCACUUUGUGCUGGAUGUCACAAACCAAUCAACGGAAGAUGUAUAACUGCUAUGUUCAGGAAAUUUCACCCUGAACACUUUGUUUGCUCAUUCUGUUUGAAACAACUCAACAAGGGAACCUUCAAAGAACAAAACGAUAAACCAUAUUGCCAUCCGUGUUUCGAGAAGUUAUUUGGUUGAACCUGGAUUUACUUUUAUUCUUUUAACGAAUUACCUGCAUCAUUUUUGCAUUCUUUUCGUUCCUUCUUUUCUUCCCACGAUUCAAACAGUCACAAACACACACACACACAAAUUAUCAAACUCAAUACUCAACUGCAAAUUAAACAGAACCUUGUAAAUGACAAAAAUUACGCAUAACACAACAACCUUUUUAAAGAUGUCAUUUAACCAGGAAAAACACUAAGAAAUCAAAAGCUGAUAUGAUAUUGUGGCUCUCACUAUUUCCCUUCACCCACUUUCAUUAUUCAUUCAUAAGUUCGACUAACCUCCAGGAAAGUACAUGAUAUUUUUACCACGCUAAAAAUAUCAAUAAUCGUUUUAAUUGGUAACAUUGAAAGAAGCAGCCAAAAAUACUUAAUCAAAUGAUGUUAAGAAUUCGACACAACAAAAGAUGUUCAAAACAUGGAUCCAAACCAAGACUGCAGUUGUAUGACAUGUUCAAUGAAUCAACAAAUGGCAAACCUAAUUAUUAGCCUUGACUGUGAGGCCUUACAAAACCAAUUGUAACAAAUUCAAUUUAAAAAAAUAAUAAUAUUCUUUAUUCCAUA
Tetranychus urticae (two-spotted spider mite) is the source of this 1950-nucleotide messenger RNA. Its product is annotated as paxillin. The record is from RefSeq and is a predicted model, not a curated record. Lineage: Eukaryota; Metazoa; Arthropoda; Arachnida; Trombidiformes; Tetranychidae.